This is a messenger RNA of Amborella trichopoda, 2407 nucleotides long. RefSeq names its product aldehyde dehydrogenase 22A1 (gene ALDH22A1). Lineage: Eukaryota; Viridiplantae; Streptophyta; Magnoliopsida; Amborellales; Amborellaceae. Gene Ontology annotation, molecular function: oxidoreductase activity, acting on the aldehyde or oxo group of donors, NAD or NADP as acceptor. The record is from RefSeq and is a predicted model, not a curated record.
CACACAGCUACCACUAGAGUUAGUAAUUUCUCUCUCUCUCUCUCUCUCUCUCUCUCUCUCUCUCUCCUAUACUUGAUUCCUUUCUUUCAUCGAUAUAGAGCACAAUACUGGUCAAGACCCGAAAGGAAAAGAAAUGAAUCUCAUUGCCUUUACCCCACUAUAAAACCUUUAAUUUGACGGUGCAUUUUGGGUUUCAGAGUGAGAAAGAACUUCAAAAGCGGAGUGCUCUAUGAAGCAGUUAUCAUGUUACUCAUAGUGGAUCACGCACCAAUAUGAUCCUGCAUUUGGGGUUCUAGAGAGAGAAACUCGGAAAUAAGAGUUCCUUCCGAACGAGUUGGUGUUCUUCUUGUGAUGGGACUCCCCCCAAUUUGAUCCUGCAUUUGGGUUUUGAAGAGAAGUGAUCACUUAAAUAAUUAGUGGGUCUGCGAUAGUUUUGGUGGUCCUCCUUCAAUGGAGCUUUGGUGGAUUUUGCUGGUUCUUGGGAGCGCCUUUGCCGUCUGUCGCCUCUUGCUGAUGCUCAUACCCCCUGUAGUCCCCUCCAUUGAUGUCGAUGCCUCUGAUAUGUUGGAUGAUGGAAACCAAACGGAGGAGGGUGCCUACAUCUAUGUACCAAGGAAGGUUAAGUUGGCACAGGCAGACAAGAUUCAAUGCUAUGAGCCUGCAACAAUGAGAUAUCUAGGAUACUGCCCUGUAUUGACCCCCAACGAGGUCAAGCAACAUGUUAAACAAGCUCGGACAGCACAAAAGGAAUGGGCAAAGAGUACUUUCAAACAACGACGUCAGUUUUUGAGAAUACUCCUGAAGUACAUUAUAGAACAUCAAGAACUUAUUUGCGAAAUCUCUUCUCGAGACACUGGAAAGACAAUGGUGGAUGCUUCUUUAGGGGAGAUAAUGACCACAUGUGAGAAAAUUACUUGGCUGCUGGCAGAGGGUGAGAAGUGGCUAAAGCCUGAAUACAGGUCUUCUGGUAGGUCCAUGCUGCACAAAAUUUCAAGAGUGGAAUUUUAUCCCCUUGGAAUGAUUGGGGCGAUUGUUUCCUGGAACUAUCCAUUCCACAACCUAUUCAAUCCCAUGUUAGCAGCAGUUUUUUCAGGAAACAGCAUUGUGAUAAAGGUUUCAGAACAUGCAAGCUGGUCAGGGUGUUUCUACCUCCGAAUUAUUCAAGCUGCUCUUGUUGCUGUUGGAGCCCCAGAGAAUCUGGUUCAUGUUAUAACUGGAUUUGCUGAAACUGGAGAAGCACUUGUUUCUUCAGUUGACAAAGUCAUUUUUGUUGGAUCACCUGGUAUUGGUAAGAUGAUUAUGAGGAAUGCUUCUGAGACAUUAAUACCUGUAACACUUGAGCUUGGUGGAAAAGAUGCAUUCAUUGUGUGUGAAGAUGUUGAUGUGCCUCAUGUCGCACAAAUAGCAGUUAGAGCUUCUCUUCAAUCAAGUGGGCAAAACUGUGCUGGCGCUGAGAGGUUUUAUGUCCACAAGAAUGUGUAUUCUGAUUUUGUUGCACAAAUUGUGAAAAUUAUAAAAUCUGUUCGUGUUGGGCCUCCACUGAAAGGUAGGUAUGAUGUGGGGGCAAUAUGUAUGGAAGAGCAUCCUGACAGGCUUCAAAACCUUGUGAAUGAUGCUUUAGAGAAAGGGGCCCAAAUUGUUUGUAGAGGAAAUUUUGAGAACACGGGAGAUGUGGUUGCCCAAUUCUUUCCUCCCACCGUACUUAUUAAUGUAGAUCACUCUAUGAAGCUGAUGCAGGAAGAGGCUUUUGGGCCAAUAAUUCCAAUUAUGAAAUUCAGUACAGAUGAAGAGGCUGUCAGGCUUGCCAAUGAUAGUAACUAUGGACUUGGUUGUGCUGUAUUUUCCCAAAACCAACGUCGAGCCAGGGAAAUUGCCUCAAAGCUACAUUGUGGUGUUGCUGCAAUCAAUGAUUUUGCGUCAAACUAUAUGUGCCAGUCUUUGCCAUUUGGUGGUGUAAAACAUAGUGGGUUUGGGAGAUUUGCGGGUGUUGAAGGGCUGCGAGCUUGCUGCCUUGUGAAGUCGGUUGUAGAGGAUAGGUGGUGGCCAUACAUCAAGACUAAGAUACCAAAUCCACUACAGUAUCCUAUUGCAGACAAUUCUUUUGAGUUUCAGGAGUCCCUUGUUGAAGCUCUGUAUGGUUUGAAUGUCUGGCAUAGGCUGCGAGGGCUGAUUAAUGUGUUUAAGAUCCUUACAGAACAGAAACAACCAGAUACACCAAGGAGAAGCCCACGAGCUCAGUGAAGGAGACAAUUCCCAGUCUUAAAAAUAGAAAUAUGAAAAAAGAAUAGAAGAGUGUUCUUUGAGUAUAAUUUUAUUCGGUUGAUGAGAAAUUGAGCUUAAUCUUGUGUGUUGGAUUCAAAAUUCAGAGGUUAUAAUUUAAAUAUUGGGAAAAGUUUAGGUAGAGGCU